AUGCGUAGUUUACCGGGUUCGCCCAUGUGGUUCGCCGCGCUUUAUUCGACAACCAAAGUCUGGGUAGCUAUCAACAGAUACUGGGUGCCAUCUCUUUGGUUUGCUCCCGGUAUCAUGACAAUGGAAGCUGUUACCAUUUUCUUUCCGUGCUAUGAGCUUAUCGUCUCCAAGAAGCAGAGAGAUCGUUUUCUGGAGGAACUCCACGAGUGGAAUGAGACGAAAGCAGCCAGCGGGGGAAAAUUGGAUUCAGCACCAUCACGAACUCCGAGUGAAGCCAGUCGCGUGCCUGAAGUUUAUUCCCGAAGGGCUCUAGGGAGGUGUCUAGAAGAAGACUCCAGUGCUCUUCUCCAAUUUGCCGCAGCUAAGGAAUUCAGCGGCGAGAACAUCAUCUUCUUGAAUUACGUGCGCGACUGGAAAGCUGCAUGGGCGAAGGUUGGUGAAUCGAACCCGGAAUACAAUUGGAACCGGGAUCCUGAGUAUCACCGAGUUCAUUUCUUCAAGAUCGCAGUUGAGAUCUACGCAGCUUGCAUCGAUAUGAACUUGGCAGAGUUCCCUAUAAACAUUGAAUCUCAAAUUUACUCGGAUCUACGGGAAAUGUUUGGGGAAGCUUCCCAGCUUAUCGGCCAAUCUGUGUUCAGCAGAGCUGAAACACGCGCCUACCGGAGUCGUCCCGAAUCAUACAAUUGGAUGCCUACCCAUAGAAAGAAGUUGUCAACUGUGAUAAUCGUGGAGGAAGACACUCAAGCCUUGUGUUCAGAUGCGCAUCCUCAUGAGGCCCAGAGUAUCAUGCAUUUUGAGCCCCGUGUUUUGAAUUCUGUCACCAUCCCUGACAAUUUCACGGCCAAUGCAUUUGACCAGGCUGAGAAGUCUAUCAAGAACCUGGUAUACACAAACACCUGGCCCAAGUUUGUUGACUUUUCGAGCGACGCAUCCAUUUAUUCUAAGUGA
Messenger RNA from Penicillium digitatum Pd1, 948 nucleotides. Its product is annotated as MAP kinase, conserved site. NCBI's taxonomy places the organism in Eukaryota, Fungi, Ascomycota, Eurotiomycetes, Eurotiales, Aspergillaceae. The record is from RefSeq and is a predicted model, not a curated record.